Messenger RNA from Ambispora leptoticha, 909 nucleotides. NCBI's taxonomy places the organism in Eukaryota, Fungi, Glomeromycota, Glomeromycetes, Archaeosporales, Ambisporaceae. The record is from the annotation of a GenBank genome assembly.
AUGCAUCGAACCAAUGGCGAAGAGGAGCUAGGAAGUGGAACGUCUACCAUACAAGUACGAAAGAUUGCAGUGAGCGAUGCGUUAUCCUCGUCUGAAACAGUUAUGGACACUAGAAGCGAACGAUCGAAUCCUUUUUCCAACCAUCAAUGGCGAGCCGAAACCAAUGGAAAUAAAGAUACAAGGAGCCAUAAUUAUAAUAGCUGCAGUGUGGGACGCCCUCUUAUGUUUAUAUACCAUGAACCGGAAGAAGUUCCGGAACAAGAAGUCCAAGUUCAGCUACCAGACCUUCCUACACCUGCAUUUGGAGCAAAUUGCCCCGAUCUUGGCGUCCAAUGUCAACAUGCGUCCGACAACGAUAAGCCUGUUUCAAAGAAAAGUCAUGAUUCAAUUUCGACAGGAUAUCGACCACCGGCUUUUCCCUGGAGACCGGGAUGGGAACAUCUUUCCGAGUCUGGAGAACUGGAAAGUUGGGAACUGUGCGGAAGUAAAUCCGUGGUCUCAUCUAGCCGGAUUGAGGCCCGAUCUUCCAAUCAGAACUCGUACGAUCUCGGUCCUGAGCAGAACGGUGAAACACCCUUGCAAAAACUGCCAGAAGUGCCACGUCAGCUUCUUGACUUGUUGAAGGAUGAUCGCUUUGGGUUCCAUGAAAUUACGAGUGAAGAUUCGUUAGACGAAGUAUGGCAUGCAGACAUCUUGAGUACUUCUCUAGAAGAUUCGGUAUCACCAAUCCUCGCCCUGUGUUUUUGGACCAUUCCGGCUUUGUUGUUUGGAUGGUCUAAAGAACUACCUUUUUAUCCUGAUAAUAUACUCUGCAUCUUGGCGAAUGGUAAAAUGAUAUCCGAGAAGGAACUUGUCCAACUUGUAAAACAAGAUGUGGAGAGGAUUUUGGCAGAGCCAUGGAAGUGUUAG